AUGGGUGAUGAAGUUGUGGUUAUUGUCACUUCUGCUGAUCACAUGUGCAAAAAAUGUACCACAAUUUUGAAUCAUAUAGACAAGUUGGAAUAUGAUCUGGAACUUGUUAAAAAUGCAAUGUUUUCACAAAUACAAAAGAAAUAUGGAAUAUUGCCUCCUUAUCAGGCUAUUAAGGAUGAUGAGAUUGUCAAUAGACACUUAAAAUCAGAGGAACUACUAGAACAGCCUAAAGUACUUAGUGGUCUGAGAGUAGGAGUUUCUCCUACUGUAACUACUCCUGCAGUUAUUACUCCAGUCCAAACUCCAUUAAAAUGUUUAAAAACAAAACAGCAGCAGCAUCAGCAACAACAACAACAACCACCAAGUCAACAAAAAAGCUCUAACAAAAUGAAACAAUACAAAUGUGCUUUUUGUGGAUUCCAAUCAAAAGAUCUUGGGCAUGUUCGACUCCACCUGCGUACCCAUGAGAAUAAUAAGGAGCCUAAAAAAACUAUUCUUAAUCAAACAGUGGGAAAUGCAUUAACAACGGAAAGAGAAACUGAAGAUUCUUGUAUGGUUACAACUAAAGUUAUGAAACCGAAACCAUCCAAGACUCAAGAAAAUAAUCAUCAAGCAGAGUCUAUGGACAUAGACGAACAUCAAAAAGAUAACAACAAAGGCACUGUCGACAUGGAUAUGAUGUUUAAUGACUAUGUCCCCACUGAAGGAUCUGCAGAUAUUAAACAAGAAAAAGAUACUGAAAACUCUCAGAAAUAUGAGACCGUAAAUGAAGCCAAAUUGAAAAUAAAACCUGAGCCUGCACAAGAAGAAACCUCUGACGAGGAAAAAGAAGAAAAUAAAGAAGAUACAACCAUACUUAAACAGGAAGAAGCUGAUCAAAAAAUUCCAUACGUUAAAAAAGAAGUUGAUGAAAACAAUGCAAAUGUGGGAAACAAAACUGGAGACUUAGACGUAGAAUCAAUGUAG
Messenger RNA from Macrosiphum euphorbiae (potato aphid), 966 nucleotides. The record is from the annotation of a GenBank genome assembly. Lineage: Eukaryota; Metazoa; Arthropoda; Insecta; Hemiptera; Aphididae.